CUGUUGAGACAUAGCUUCGUGGUUUUCAUCUUCAACAUCUUGACUGCAAUGGCAGCCAUGCUCUCGCUCUCUCCUAAUCCUCCUAUCGCAACUUUUCCCUCUCUUCGUUCCACUUUCAAGGGAAAUCAGAGGAAUUUAAAGCCAAACCCUUUUCACAUUAUUCAUAUCAGGACUAAUCAGCGAGAGGUAGGAGAAGCACAAAAGGGGACACGGUCUUUAGUUGUCGUGAACCAAGCAGCGAAGACCCAAGUGUCGGUUACAGGUUCUAAUGUUCGGUUUCGGUUGGACAACCUUGGACCUCAGCCUGGGUCUAGAAAGAAAGCGAAGAGAAAGGGGAGAGGAAUAUCGGCCGGACAAGGCGGCAGCUGUGGGUUUGGAAUGAGGGGUCAGAAAUCACGGUCUGGACCGGGCGUUCGAAAGGGAUUCGAGGGCGGCCAAAUGCCACUUUAUAGGCGUAUCCCCAAAUUGAGAGGAAUUGCCGGAGGUAUGCAUGCGGGAUUACCUAAAUACAUUCCUGUUAACUUAAAAGACAUCGAAACGGCCGGAUUUCAAGAUGGAGAUGAGGUGUCGUUGGAGACUUUAAAGGAGAAGGGUUUGAUAAAUCCAUCAGGAAGAGACAGGAAACUUCCUUUAAAGAUUCUUGGCGAGGGAGAGCUGAAAGUAAAACUGAACAUGAAGGCCCGAGCCUUUUCAGCAUCCGCAAAGGAAAAGCUUGAGGCCGCCGGUUGUUCUCUCACCGUGCUGCCAGGGCGAAAGAAGUGGGUUAAGCCAUCGGUUGCAAAGAACCUUGCUCGUGCCGAGGAAUACUUUUCCAAGAAGAGGGCUGCAUCAUCAGCCUCGUCCGAAUCCGCCUCCGAGUGAAUGACAUGUAAUUUGAACUGCUCUGUUUUGAUAAAAUGUUGAGAGCUGUGAAGAAAACUGCAUUAUAUUC
Messenger RNA from Hibiscus syriacus, 931 nucleotides. RefSeq names its product 50S ribosomal protein L15, chloroplastic-like. NCBI's taxonomy places the organism in Eukaryota, Viridiplantae, Streptophyta, Magnoliopsida, Malvales, Malvaceae. Bases 49 to 861 code for a protein of 270 amino acids. The transcript has 4 exons. Gene Ontology annotation, molecular function: structural constituent of ribosome. Gene Ontology annotation, cellular component: ribosome; cytosolic large ribosomal subunit. The record is from RefSeq and is a predicted model, not a curated record. Gene Ontology annotation, biological process: translation.